AUGCACAAUUUAAUAGAAGUCUCUGAUCUGCUGGGAGUUGUAUCCAGAAGAUCAGUUUCACCAUUUCUGGUAUUAAGUAACACUGUAUAUAUGAGCAACCCUGACAUGCAGGGUAACUUCCCCUCUCUUUCCUUCCUGCGACUGUUGUCUCUUCCUUCAGUCGCAUCCAGAAUGGGUGUUGCAGUAGCUGUGGUUGUAUUAACGUGGACAACCACAGUACAGGCGCUGGUUAGAUCUUCAGAUCCUAAUGUACAGAUUUUAGAGGAACCACAGCUAGACCCAAAUACCCUUCCACAAGUUCCCUUGGGAACUCCUGACUCGAUAGACACCGACAUCCCUGGAGAACCACUGAGUCCAGCGGACUUUGAAACCAGCGCUCAGAUGGUGCAUGCAGCUGUUGACACCAACAACCAGGCUGAUCCAAUAGAGCUUGCCGGCUUGUACCAAGGCGAUAUUAUUCUCAGUAGCCUGGAUCAUGUUUCUGAUUCUGCUAUGAACUUUCUGGAUCGCGGAAGGUCGAGUUUCCCAAGAGCGAGGAACGCGAUCAUUACCUUAAACCGCCGUUGGCCGAAUGGGGUCAUUCCUUACGUCAUCUCCUCCUCUUACAACACACAGGAGAGAGGAACCAUUGCUAUGGCCAUCAACCAGUACCACAAGAACACCUGUAUCAGACUGGUACCUCGUACCAUUGAGAGAGACUAUAUUCAUAUUCUUAAAGGUGAUGGGUGUUCCAGCUCUGUGGGUCGUGUGGGUGGUGCGCAGACGGUGUCGCUGGGGCCCGGGUGUCUCUAUGUUGGGAUCGUCAUGCAUGAGCUCAUGCAUGCAGCCGGCUUCUGGCACGAGCAGUCACGAGCAGACCGCGACAACUAUAUCACCAUCAACAAACUCAAUGUACAGUCUGGCAUGUGGUACAACUUUGAAAAAUAUCCGUGGGACCGCAUCCAAAGCCUUGGUAUUGACUAUGACCUGGGGUCAGUGAUGCACUAUGGACCUUACGCCUUCGCUAAGGACCGAGCCAGACCCACAAUCAUACCUAGGAAGACGGGAGUGGAAAUUGGUCAGCGGCGAGGCUUCUCAGAGAUUGACAUACAGAAACUUCAGACACUGUACAACUGCGCUAACCUGACGGCGGAAACUGUCGUCACCACAGAGUUACCCAUUACAACUCCUCUCCCGGACACGUGUGAAGACAACAGUGAACACUGCCCAGCCUGGGCGACGCUUGGAGAGUGCAAAAUUAACCCUACCUGGAUGGGAGUUAAUUGUCGGCAAGCUUGUCUACAGUGUGGUAAAGAGUGUCACGACAACAACCCCUACUGCAGCUACUGGGCCGAGGCGGGGGAGUGCACCAAUAACCCGACCUACAUGACCAUCUUCUGCAAGCUUUCCUGUGGACUCUGCCACGAUUCAGCGGUGGCAGAAACUUGUGAGGACAAACACAAAUAUUGUGCUGUUUGGUAUGAGUCUGGACAGUGUCGCACCAACCCUAACUAUAUGUUAAUCUAUUGCAACAAGUCAUGCAAACAGUGUUGAAGCUGAUGAAUUCGACAAAUGUGCAACACUGGGGUAUCUUAGAGAAGUUUGGCCAUCCAGUGGCUUUAUCAAUACAUUACAUGGACAUACAUGACGACAGUAGAGGUAUUUACAGCAGACGGUGGAAGAUGAGAUAAUCAGUCCCUCAGCCUAGGAGCAGGUGAUGAGCACCGCAGUCUUGAAGAAUCUGAAGCACAGGCAGCAAGAUUGAUGAAUUUAUACAGAAGUCAGAAGACGUACAGU
Messenger RNA from Cherax quadricarinatus, 1776 nucleotides. The record is from RefSeq and is a predicted model, not a curated record. NCBI's taxonomy places the organism in Eukaryota, Metazoa, Arthropoda, Malacostraca, Decapoda, Parastacidae.